Messenger RNA from Apaloderma vittatum (bar-tailed trogon), 1441 nucleotides. RefSeq names its product SWI/SNF related, matrix associated, actin dependent regulator of chromatin, subfamily d, member 3 (gene SMARCD3). The transcript is spliced from 9 exons. The record is from RefSeq and is a predicted model, not a curated record. The annotation marks the transcript as partial. Gene Ontology annotation, biological process: regulation of transcription by RNA polymerase II. Lineage: Eukaryota; Metazoa; Chordata; Aves; Trogoniformes; Trogonidae. Gene Ontology annotation, cellular component: nucleus; SWI/SNF complex.
CAAAAGCGGAAACUCAGACUUUACAUCUCCAACACGUUUAAUCCUGCAAAAUCUGACGCUGACGACUCCGAUGGCAGCAUCGCCUCGUGGGAGCUGCGAGUGGAGGGGAAGCUCCUGGAUGACCUCAGCAAACAGAAGCGGAAGUUUUCCUCUUUUUUUAAGAGUUUGGUUAUUGAACUGGACAAAGAUCUGUAUGGGCCUGACAACCAUCUUGUGGAGUGGCACAGAACUCCCACAACGCAGGAGACGGAUGGUUUCCAGGUGAAAAGACCCGGCGAUGUCAGCGUGCGGUGCACAUUGCUCCUCAUGUUGGACUACCAGCCUCCACAGUUCAAACUGGACCCGCGCUUAGCUCGCCUGCUGGGGAUACACACCCAGACCCGCUCAGCCAUCAUCCAGGCUCUCUGGCAGUACAUCAAAACCAACAAGCUGCAAGACUCCCAUGACAAGGAGUACAUUAACUGUGACAAGUACUUCCAGCAGAUCUUUGACUGUCCACGGCUAAAGUUUUCUGAGAUUCCUCAGAGACUCACUAACCUGCUGCUGCCACCAGACCCUAUAGUGAUAAACCACAUAAUCAGUGUUGACCCCAACGAUCAGAAGAAGACCGCUUGUUACGACAUAGAUGUAGAAGUUGAAGACCCAUUAAAGGGACAGAUGAGUAGUUUUCUUCUCUCAACAGCUAACCAACAAGAGAUUACAGCAUUGGACAACAAGAUUCAUGAGACAAUUGAAUCCAUAAAUCAGUUAAAAAUACAACGUGAUUUCAUGCUGAGUUUCUCCAAAGAUCCCAAAGGAUACAUCCAAGACCUUCUCCGGUCCCAAAGUAGGGAUCUUAAGGUGAUGACCGAUGUAGUUGGAAACCCAGAGGAAGAACGCAGGGCUGAAUUUUAUCACGAGCCGUGGUCUCAAGAGGCUGUCAGCAGAUAUUUCUACUGCAAGAUCCAGCAGCGCCGGCAGGAACUGGAACAAUCUCUGGGAGUGCGCAACACAUAAGUACUGCUCACAAGGUCCCGUUGGCAUCACAACCACCAAACCAGUGGACUUUUCGGUGUUCUCUAGCUCACUGUUACACAUGGACCUGCUUCCUGGCUGGAUGAGAAUGUACAAUCAACACACCAGUCAGAACACCAGCUUUAGAGUGACCCUUGAAAAUCUCGCCCAUGGGAGGGUGUCUAAAACCAUUCCAGGCCAGAGACAGCACCAUACAAGUGUCAGUGUUAAAGAAGAUUAAAGGUUCAUUCAUCAAUGCGUAUCAUUAAGUUUUAGUGGAAAGUUCAGACACUACACAGCAAAUCCUAAUGGGCUGCGCAUAGAACCAUGGGUGGCAUCAGUGGGGGAGGCUGAGAUGGGUGUUAGAGGAGACUACAGAUUUAGAGAAAUACACGCCAUUCUCAUCCUAUGAUACAUAAGAGCCUCAAACAGUAACUUCUCUGGAAUU